UCAUCAACCUCUUCCUCCUCAUUUGAAUUUCGUUUCUUUUUUUCUUUCCGCAAGACGAUGAUGAUGGUCGACGAUCAAUCCACUUUCCAAUCGAAUUGACUUUCUCUCUCAAAAUCCUCUCAUAAAAGACACAAAUGAACGCGGUGGGAAGGAUCGGGAGCUACAUCUACCGAGGCGUAGGCACGGUCUCAGGCCCGUUCCACCCCUUCGGCGGCGCGAUCGACAUCAUCGUCGUCCAGCAGCCCGACGGCACCUUCAGAUCCUCCCCCUGGUACGUCCGCUUCGGCAAAUUCCAAGGCGUUCUCAAGAACAAGCGCAACCUCAUCAAGAUCGACGUCAACGGCGUCGAAUCGCCUUUCAACAUGUACUUGGCUCACACCGGCCAAGCUUAUUUCCUCCGAGAAUCCGACGACGUCGCCGGAGGAGACUCAGAGUCCGCCACCGCGGAGGUUUACAAUUUAUCUUCCGGCGACGAAGCCGAUGACGACGACGAUGAUGAUGAUGAUAAGGUUAAGUUACCGUUGAAGUCUAAGAGCUGUAACUAUGAUGGUCCUGCUCCUAAGCCUGGGAUUCUAGGGUUUGUGUUUGGUGGUAGAUCGGUUAGGGAGAGCAAGGUGGUUGAGGUGGAGGAGAAGUUAGUAGAUAGCGAUUUGAUAUUGGAGACGCCUCUUGUUGCGUCUCCCACGUUAAGGUAUCUUGACGAGAAGGAGCAGGAUUUUCGUGAGAGUAACAAUGUGGAUGAUUACUGUGAAGAGAAUGCUAUUCUUGUUGAUAAUGCUUCCACUAGUGCUGUCUUCUCUAUUGCUAGUGAAGGGAGUGGGGAAGUAGACGUCGUCUGUGUCGAAUCAAAUGAGCCUGGAGCACAGGAUUCUAAGCAAGAAAUGUUGAGUGUUCCUGAAUCUGUGGAGAAUGUAGCUGACCAAAUGGAUUUGUGGAGCAUUGGCACUUCUCAUGAAGGGAGCAGUACUGGCUCUCUUGUUCAAGAUGAGAGUAAGAUCACCAUGGGAGAUCUGUCAACAAGUGGCGUCCUGCAACCAGAGAUGGAAGAGGAACAGUUUUCAUUUAGCGAUGAUCUUGACGAUUGUAAACCUGCUGAGAGUAGUUCCGGAGGGUCGAGUUCUCCUCAUACGGUGAAAGUUGAUGGGAAAGAGAUCUGUCCUGAGGACUCAAAGGUGUUGUCAGAGGCGGUUGACAUAGAGAGGAAGAAUGAUGUCUCUGGAGAAGAGGUUGAGCGGUUGGUAGAAUCGUUACCGAUCAUGCGGCUUCACGACAGUGAUGAUAUGGAUGCCAGUCCUUGUCAGCCUAUGAGCCAGUCUUUUGACCCAUGUUCCAGUACUUCGAGAGGAGAUGAGUCUUGCUCGAGGGGUUUAGAUGCAGAAAGCUUUGCUGAGAGGAGCCCAAACUUUAAGGCAUUCACACAUGUUGUCGCUAAUCCUGAAGUGGUCGAGCUCUCUUUCUGCAAGCACUUAUUACAUGAAAAAAUGGGAGCAGAAGCGGCUUCUCAGGCCUUCAAUUCAGAAAAACUGGAUAUGGAAACAUUUGCUUCUUUGGGCCCAUCAGUGUUGGAGAAUGAUAAGCUAAUAUUGAAGAUUGGUGGUUGCUAUUUUCCAUGGGAAGCAGCAGCUCCUAUUAUCUUAGGAGUGCUUUCAUUUGGGAGUGCCCAAGGAUUUGAGCCCAAGGGGAUGAUAGCUGUUGACCGGAAUGAGAAACCUGGGGAUGUAUCAGCUCCUGAGGGUGGAAGCUGGAAGCUUUGGCCUUUCUCUCAGAGAAAAUCAAGGAACGAUAGUGAAGGUUCUUCUAAGGAAAAAUCAAGGAACGAUAGUGAAGGUUCUUCUAAGGACGCUGGUGAACCUGAGGAGAAACAAAAAGAGAAGCCUCUGCCAAGACCAGUGAAAAAGAUGGUCAGGGCAUUAGCUCCAACUUCUGAACAAUUGGCUUCGCUAGACCUUAAUGAAGGAAUGAAUACUGUGAAUUUCACGUUCUCCACCAAUAUUGUAGACGCGAGGAUUUACUUAUGGAAAUGGAAUGCUCGGAUAGUUAUCUCAGAUGUAGAUGGUACCAUCACAAGAUCGGAUGUGUUAGGCCAGUUUAUGCCUUUGGUUGGAAUAGAUUGGUCGCAAACAGGUGUUACACAUUUGUUUUCUGCUGUUAAGGAAAAUGGAUAUCAGUUGAUGUUUUUAAGCGCACGUGCGAUUUCUCAGGCCUCAAUCACAAGACAGUUUCUAGUUAAUCUCAAGCAGGAUGGAAAAGCAUUGCCGGAUGGGCCUGUUGUUAUUUCUCCUGAUGGCGUCUUUCCUUCUUUGUAUCGUGAAGUAAUUAGAAGAGCACCUCAUGAAUUCAAGAUUUCUUGCUUGGCGGAGAUACGAGCGUUGUUUCCUCCUGAACACAACCCAUUCUAUGCUGGUUUUGGAAACAGAAAUACGGAUGAGAUAAGCUACCUUGAAGUCGGAAUCCCCCGGGGAAAGAUCUUCACUAUUAACCCCAAGGGGCAAGUAGCUGUGAAUCGUAGGGUGGAUACAAGGUCAUACACAAAUCUUCAUGCUCUUGUCAACGGAAUAUUCCCAGCUACAACCACCUCUUCGGAACGGGAGGACUUUAACACAUGGAAUUUCUGGAAACUGCCUCCUCCGUCGUUUAUGUGAUGACGGUGAUGAUUGUGUUGAAGAAAAUAGAGAUUAGCUGAUAGAGAUAACAAAUGGCGGCUCAGUAUAGGGGCUAGUAUAUCCAUCUCCUUUUAAAGGGUCACGGUAAUUUUUGUUUUUUGCUUUUUUGUCACACUGGUUUCAUAUCACAGGGGUUUACGAUGUACGCGCAUACUUGUAUAUAAAUAUAGUUAAUAUGUGGACAGUGUUAUUGGAAAUAUUUUGAAAUUUAAAAAACAAUAAAUAUACAUUUACACAAA
Molecule: messenger RNA, 2902 nt
Organism: Raphanus sativus (radish)
Lineage: Eukaryota; Viridiplantae; Streptophyta; Magnoliopsida; Brassicales; Brassicaceae
Product: phosphatidate phosphatase PAH2
Exons: 11
Coding region: 135-2642 (835 amino acids)
Molecular function (GO): phosphatidate phosphatase activity
Source: RefSeq, a predicted model, not a curated record